AUGAUAACUAACACCGAGUUCGAUGUGCCCGUAGAUUGGUUGUAUAAAGGUAAGAGUAGACGGAAGACAAAUACGAAGCCAUCGAGGCCUUCUACGUCGCCAGCCUCCUCUUCAUCUACGUCCUCUUCGAAAAACGGAGACAAUAGCACGAGUGGUAACAGGUCUAGCAAUGAUAAGCCUCGUGCGAGGUCGUCAUCUGUAUCCAAUGCAGCACUUUGUAAUACUGAGAAACCAGAUUUGAAGAGGAACGAUGGUAAUACCUCUGCAUCAGACACUGAUAACAUACCGCUACUUACUCCUAUUAAUAGCGGUAACCGGAGCGAUUCCGCUGACAUUGAUAAUCCGGCUACCGUAGACGCCAUAGACCUUAUAGAUAAUGAUGACAACGGCUCAAGUACUCAAUUUGUAAGGAAAAAACGUUCCACUUCUAUAUCCAAUGCUGUGGUCUCGUCCAAACCAAGACUGGCCAGUUCUGCCAUAAACGCCACCGCAUCUUCUUCUGUUGGCAAGGGAAAGCACCCGCCAAUUUCUUCACCAUCUAAUGCUACUCUCAAGAGAAGCAACUCGACUAGUGGAGAAAAGACUAAAAGGUCGAUUUUUGGAUCUUUGUUUAGCAAACGGUCUACCUCUUCUUCAGCUUCCACUGCCAAGAAACCAUUACCUGUUGUUAAUACUAGCACGACUGAGAAUGAGUCUGGUGGCAUUAAAGCAGUUGCGACUCCUGAUCCACGGGUGAAGGAGAUAUCAUCACCAAUGAGAGGAGUGGCACCAACAGCUAGCAAGCCACAGACACCUAUACUCCCCUCCCCUGCACUUGCAGUAAAAGACCUAUCUACAGUUUCAUUGAAAAGGGUCUCGUUUGCCGUCGAUAAAUUCGAAUCCGAUCCUCCCCAACAACUUCCUUCAAGAACCCCAAAAAAGGGAAACAUCCUUAUCCCUGAUGACAUGAUAAGCGAGGUUCCUUCUAUUUCCGUGGGUAUUUCCAGUAGCAACCAAUCGGCCAAGUCAACCAAUUCCAACAUUAAGGGACCGUUGUACACUAAGAAGUCUAAAGAAUAUAUACUCGCCCUGGAAAAUCAAAAGUUGGCUUUAAGGGAGGCUGCUAAGCAUCAGCAAGAAGCUCAUUUUGCUGCUAAUAGAAUAGCCUUUGAAGUAGCCAAUUUUAAGACUGCUUCGGAUGCAGGCGGUAAGCUUACUGAAAAGUCAUCAGAAGGCACCAUUACGAAGCAAAGAGAAGAGGUGUCACCUCCAAAUGUUGAAGCUGAUCGGGAGCUUGAGAAUAAUAAACUUGCAGAAAACCUCUCAAAAGCCGGCAUUGAUAAGCCCAUUCAUAUGCAUGAGCACUAUUUCAAGGAACCUGAUCAAGAUAAGUACCAAGACGGUCAUUCUAUUGAAAAUAACGAAGUUACGCUGGAUGUUAUUUACACAAGAUGCUGCCAUUUAAGGGAAAUUUUACCCAUUCCGUCUACCCUAAGACAAGUAAAGGACAAGACAGCUCCCUUGCAAAUAUUGAAGUUUUUGAACCCUAAGCCUACCUUGAUCGAUAUUCUUUCCUUUUGUGAUUUCAUCACCAUUGCUCCCAUUCACACGAUUGUUUUCGACAAUGUAGCUUUAAACCAGGAUAUGUUCAGAAUAAUUAUUUCUGCUUUGGUAAACUCCACAGUUUUGGACAAAUUGAGUUUAAGAAAUGUACGAAUCGACCAAGAUGGAUGGAAAUUACUAUGUAAGUUCCUUUUGCUAAACAAAUCACUGAACAAGCUCGACAUUUCCCAAACGAAAAUCAAAUCUGACCUUGCUGAAUCACUAUAUCGCCAUAACAUGGAUUGGAACUUGUUUACUGACGUCUUGUCUCAGAGAUCUCACAAACCUAUAGAAGAAUUGUUAUUCAAUGGUAUUCAAUUUAGCAAAAUUCCUUACUCAUGCUUUGCACGUUUACUGACAUCCUUUGCUACCCAAAAAAACUUUCCAGAAUCGGGCAUCAGGCUUGGUUUAGCAGGUGCCACUACUUCCAAUAUCUCUCAGGAUUGUCUGAAAUUUAUCUUCAAUUGGAUGUCUCAAUAUAACGUCCAGGGUGUGGAUCUAGCGUUUAAUGAUCUGUCCACUAUGAUUAAGCCAAUGGUUGGUAAACUAUCUGCUCUAUCAUAUGAUAACUUAAGAUAUUUCAUUUUGAACAGCACUAAUAUUUCGACUUCUUAUGAUUUAGCUUUGCUCUUGAAAUAUCUUUCUAAGUUGCCUAACUUGAUUUUUUUGGAUUUGAGUAAUUUGUCGCAAUGCUUUCCUGACAUUUUACCCUACAUGUACAAGUAUUUACCAAGAUUUCCGAACCUGAAGAGGAUACAUUUGGAUAGCAAUAAUUUGACAUUAAAGGAACUAGCUGUCGUUUGUAAUAUUUUGAUUAAGUGCAAAUCGCUCUCGCAUGUGUCAAUGACUAAUCAAAACGUUGAAAACUUCUAUCUAAUGAACGGCACAGAUUCUCCCGUUCAACAAACUAACACAGACGGCGACUUGGAUAGUUCGAGCACAUUGGACGUUAAGGGCCAAUUUGCUAAAAAUAGUUUUUCAUCCACACUUUACGCAUUUGCUAGAGACUCUCCAAACUUGAUUGGUUUAGAUUUUGACUAUGAUUUGAUAUCAGAAGAGAUUCAAUCAAGAAUAGCACUGUGCUUGAUGAGAAAUAUGAAACGGACCAUGGAUUCGACUUUCCAGUUAGAUGAAUUGGAUUCGCAAGAUGAUUUGCUAUUCGAUGGCUCUUUAGUAACUAUGACCGCUGAAAGUGUUUUAGAAAAACUGAACUUGUUAAGCGAUAAGAGUACAAAGGUCAAAAAAGACACCACGAAGAGAUAUUUGCUGAAAAAAUAUAUUGAAAAGUUCCAUAUCUUGCACCAUAAUGUUCAGCAUACAAUAGAUACUAUGUUCGAAAAAAGGAAAUCAGGUGAAUUGCCAUUGCAAGAAAAAGAAAACCUUGUAAGAUUACUCCUUUUGGAACAAAACUUAUGCAAUAUACUAGAAUUGUUUUCGCAUAAUCCGAAUCUGAAUGAUGUCCUUGGAUCCAGCAGGGAUGAUUCGAAGGAAAGUGUUGACUCCAGCGAAGAUUCAAAAUUACCAGCAUUGAAGCACGUUGAAUCCGGAUACCAUGUUCCCGAAGAAAAAAUACAACCUGAGAAUGAUGUAAUUACAGCAAGACCACAUUUAAUGGCCACCGAUUCUGGUAAAACUAUUGACGUUUUCACAGGCAAACCAUUGGUGUUCAAGCAUACAUCAUCUAGUACUUCUGUAGGUUGUAAAAAGCAGGAAGAAGAAGAAGGUGAACUACAUAAAUGGGGUUUCUUCGUUCAGCAGCAGAGGUCUUUAUACCCUGAAAAUGAAUCAACAAGGCAGACACCUUUUGCAUCAGGUGAUACGCCUAUCAACACAGAAACAGCUGGUAAGUCAACUUCAUCUCCUUCAGUUUCAACUUCUAACAAUGAAACUGCUACCACUAGUUUAUUUAGCCCAGCUAAUCCUAAGAUUUUACCAAAAAUUCCAUCCGGUGCUGUCUUAAGAUCGGCAAUCAUGAAGGCUAAAGGUAUUGAUUCUAUCGAUGAUUUGAUUCAGAACGUUAACUCCAACAACAUAGAAUUGGAGAACAUUUAUGGUGAAUCCAUUCAGAAUAGCGCUUCGACAUUUACACCAGGCGUGGAUUCUGAUGUAUCUGCGCCCAAUACCGAUAAAGGAUCCGUAGAAACAUUGCCUGCAGUCUCAACUGACGACCCAAAUUGUGAAGUCAAAGUCACUGCUACCUAUGACAAACUAUUAAAUAAUUUGUCGAUGGAGAGGUCAAUCAGACUUUGA
Molecule: messenger RNA, 3831 nt
Organism: Saccharomyces cerevisiae S288C
Lineage: Eukaryota; Fungi; Ascomycota; Saccharomycetes; Saccharomycetales; Saccharomycetaceae
Gene: GIP3
Product: protein phosphatase regulator GIP3
Exons: 1
Coding region: 1-3831 (1276 amino acids)
Cellular component (GO): endoplasmic reticulum; cytoplasm
Source: RefSeq, marked reviewed